UAUCAAAUCAGAGCGCUUGUGGGAAUUUGUUUUUAGCAUGGUUUUAGUCACUUAUGAAGCUCUUAUCGACAAAAAGGAAGAAAUUUAACAAAAUAUGUCCUUGUUUUCUAUAUUUUUAAAGUUUUGGUGAUCAACCUGUAUUUUUUCGUUUAUUUGGUGUUAAUCUGAUUUAUUUGGUGUCAUGCCGGUGCACCGUGACCGGGAGAAGAAGGAGAACACAGCUGAGGAGAUGGAGGCGGAGGACCAGGAGCAAGAAGCAUCAAGUUUAGAUGAGGAGGAUUCUGACAGCUUCUCUGUAUCUGACGAUGGAGACAGCUCUGAAAUGGACGAGGAGGACUGUGAAAGGAGAAGAGUUGAGUGUCUGAACGAAAUGUCUAACCUGGAAAAGCAGUUCACUGAUCUCAAAGACCAGUUGUACCGAGAGCGACUCAAUCAGGUGAACAGUAAGCUUGCAGAGGUUGAGGCCGGGCGGGCAACAGAAUACCUCGAUCCCCUGGAAGUGUUGCGAGAGAACAUGCAAGUUCGCACCAAGGUGGCAGGUAUCUACAGGCAGUUGUGUCUCGAGUCUGUGAAGAAUAAGUAUGACUGUGAGAUCCAGGCAGCUUGCCAACACUGGGAGAGUGAGAAACUGCUGUUGUUCGAUACGGUUCACAGUGAACUGGAGGAAAAAAUACGACGUCUGGAGGAGGAUAGACACAGCAUAGACAUUACAUCAGAGCUGUGGAAUGAUGAGUUGUCGGGAAGGAAGAAGAGGCGAGAUGUUUUAAUUCCAGAUAAGAAGCGGAGACGACCUUCGGUGGUGUCAGGUCCAUAUAUUGUCUAUAUGCUUCCUGAUCUGGACAUUCUAGAGGACUGGACAAAUAUACGAAAGGCCGUGGCCACAUUGGGCCCCCACAGGGGAAGGAGCAAUUCUGAGAGCUCUGUGUUUCCAUUCAGAUCUGAAAGAAAAAGGCCAAUUCUCAACUGCUGAGACAGCCAGGAGGAAGCCAUCAAACAAAGCACAGGAAGACCGUGAACACGCAUUUACAUGCAAACAAGCAUUAAAAACGUAACAGUCUGGAACUCUUCGCUGUCAUCAACAGCCUCAGAUCUUUGAGUGAACAGUAAGACUGGCAGGUUUGAACAUAAACAGAAGCAGUUUUGAUCCCCUCAGACAGACAUAGCUGCUUACGUUUAAACUCAGGCUCUCUGGGAUUUGUUCAGUCAAUUCAGAAUCAACAAAAAAAGUUUAGUGUCGCAUUUGCCACCUUUUGCAACUUUUUUUGUCAACUUUACCUCAAAUUUAGCUUUUUUCAGGGGUUAAGACCAUCAUAGAAGAUUCACAGAUUUUUUCUGAUUUAACAAACUAGUUGAUUCAUUUAAAAAAACAAAAAGAACUCAAUGUUCUUGUUUAGAAAUUAGAUUUAGUAAAAGUAACAAUUUCUUUUUUUUAAACCAGUUUUUAAACGUAUCAAAAUUCUAUUAAGCAACUUUUUAUUUUUUCUUAAUUUUUCCUGGUAUCUUAGAAGGUAAGCAAAUGUUGAUAAGUAACGUUUUCUGACCUAAACGUAACUAUGGACCUUUUUUGAGUCAUAAUUCAAAGUAAUAUGCAAUUAUCAAUUCUUAAUUCAAUUUGCAAUUUGACCAAAUUGGUCAUAUUGAAUUGUAAUUUUUUUUUUAAUAUUGAAUUCUAAAUUGCAAACUGUAUUUUUUUAUAUUCCAAGCCUGAAUUGCAAAUUAAAUUGUCAAUUGCAAAAUGUAUUGUCACUUGAGAACUGCAUAUUACUUUGAAUUUUGACUCAAAAAAACUUCCAUAGGUAGCAGAUGAGUUAACUCUGGGGUUGGUUUAUUGUGCCAUAAUAUGUUUUGAUUGUUUAAACAUUUCUGUAAGUUUAUGAAAAUGUUAAUUAUUUAGAUUGUUAAUUAGUGAUUAUAUGCCUAUCUUUUUAUUGGAAAAAACAUUGUAAUUUUUGGGCAAAAAUUACCAUUUUCUUUAGCAUUCUGUGGGUUCAAAUUAGUAUUUUGUGCAAACAAAUUACUGCGUUGCAUGAACAAACUAGUAUUAUGUGUCCGCAAAAUGCUAAUACAAUUCCAACUUAUGGCUACAAUAUAGUAUUGUUAACUUGUUUGCACAAAAUUCAAAAUCAUGGCAACAAAUUGUUAAUUUGAGGGAACAUUUUUUUAUUUUCUUUUUUUUAUUCUUAUGUUCUGGGCUCCGUACACGUGAUGCAGUGAAAUGCAAUACUAUUCCUGAUCUACCUCCUCUUUCUGUAACAUCGACUUAUGUGGCACCAUAUUAUUAUGGAUGGAUCACCUUUUAUGCUUCCGUGUCAAUGACUUCAUCAUUUAGUCAGUGUUUGGACUUGUUACUCUAGGGUUGGAAGCUUAAUUGUUAUUUUUGACAGUUAGUGUACAUUUUUUUUCUGAUAAGGUUUUCGUUUCUUGUUUAAAAGUUGUGUUACAAAUCCUUGUAGUGUGUGUGUUAUUAGAGUAGGCUAAUGGAAACGCAGAGUUUGACAAUGACUCAAAUAGGCAGAAAUCAACCGUCUGUGCUUCAGGACCUGCAUUUUCUGCAUCUCUGCUGGUGAUGAACUCAUUCACAGAAAUCAACAGCUAUUCGAUAUGAUCUAAAACUAAGUAGUCAGGAGCUUUAAGGUUUAACCACCAGACCUGCUGGGAGAAAUCUAUAAAGGAUCCCAAUAAAAGCCUUCACAGAA
This is a messenger RNA of Oryzias latipes (Japanese medaka), 2696 nucleotides long. RefSeq names its product BRMS1 like transcriptional repressor a (gene brms1la). The record is from RefSeq and is a predicted model, not a curated record. Lineage: Eukaryota; Metazoa; Chordata; Actinopteri; Beloniformes; Adrianichthyidae.